This is a messenger RNA of Anisakis simplex (herring worm), 879 nucleotides long. Lineage: Eukaryota; Metazoa; Nematoda; Chromadorea; Rhabditida; Anisakidae. The record is from the annotation of a GenBank genome assembly.
AUGGGUCAGAGUCAGCGAGAAAGCAAUCAACCGAGCGCCUCAAACAGCGGCGACGGUUACGGUCAACAGUCGCAAGGUGGUGGCUAUUAUCCAUCACCAAUGAACAAUCCAGGAGGUGGAUAUAACCCUCAACAAGGUGGUUAUUCAGGCCAGCAUGGUGGACAGUCUGGCUAUCCCGGUCAAGCCAGCGGUUAUCCCGGUCAGAGCGGCGCUUAUCCCGGUCAAGGCGGCGGAUAUCCCGGCCAAGCCGGCGGAUAUCCCGGUCAAGCCGGCGGAUAUCCUGGUCAAGCUGGCGGUUAUCCCGGUCAAGGCGGCGGGUAUCCCGGUCAAGCCGGCGGAUAUCCCGGCCAAGCCGGCGGUCAUCCUGGUCAAGGCAGCGGAUAUCCCGGUCAAGGCGGUGGAUAUCCCGGUCAAGCCGGCGGAUAUCCCGGUCAAGGCGGCGGAUAUCCCAGCCAAGCCGGCGGUUAUCCCGGUCAAGGCGGCGGUUAUCCCAACCAAACUGGUUACUCGGGACAAAGUGGCUACCCACCGCAAAACGAUCAUCCCGGUGGACAAAGUGCUCCGCAAAUAGGUUUCAAUAUACCAAAUCGGCCACCAUAUUCUGACAAAUCAUCCAAACCAUAUUCCAGUCAAAAUUCUCAACCACCUUAUCCCACUCACCAGCCUCAAUUCCCAUAUCCCAGCGCAUUACCAAAUAAUCAGCCUUCCCAUCCAGGUCAAAAUACGGGUGCUGGUGGAUAUCAUCCAGGAUUCGGUCAAGGAUUUGCUCCAGCUGGCUAUCCGAAUGCUGGACCACCGCACUACAAUCCGAAUGCCCCUCCAGAUGCUGCAUAUAAUUCAAAUAAUGCAGGUGUGAGUAUUCAGAUUCGAUUGGAGUAG